GGAUCCAAGCAACCCAAACAACACAAACAACCCGCCACAAACCCCGUGGACGCCACCCAUUGAUCCGAUGUGGGCGACUCCACAAUUUUCUUUUACAAGCUACAAUCAAGUUCCUAAUGCGUUCAACCAACUCCCUCAAACCCCGACUCCUAACGCGUUCACGCAACUCUCUCAAACCCCGAAUCCUAACGCGUUCACGCAACUUCCUCAAACCCCGCAACCUACUAGUUUAUUUCAACUUCAUCAAAUCCAAUUUCAACAACAAUAUCAGCAACAACUAAAAACGCUCCAACAAAGCCAAAGUCGGCCUAUUCAUACGAAAGUCCAAUCGCAACCGACACCCGAUACCCCUUCGUUAGACGAUUUGGAUGACAUUGCCGUUGUACCCGAAACCCAACCUCAAAGUUCUAAGAAAACAUCUACAAAAAAGCGUUCAACGAGGCCGGAACAAGAAAAUUUAACCACCGGAAGAGGUCAAACUUGGACAUCGAUCGAAGAGUUGGCGUUGGCAAGGGCGUGGACCAAUACGUCUACGUGUCCGAUCGUAGGUAAUAAUCAAAAGUCUGGCAGUUUUUGGAAGGAGGUUUGCAACAAAUUUCAUGCUUUGAUGCAAAAAGAACCGUACCGAGAAGUGAACUCAAUGAGCUCAAAGUAUCGAGAGAUGAAUAAGAAGAUAUCGGCGUUUUGUGGUUAUUACAACAACGCUCAUUCGAAUCGGCCAAGUGGGGCGAGUGAUGAAACGGUUUUUGCCAUAGCUAUGUCAAAAUACCAUACGAAAGAAGGUAGUGCGUUCACAUAUGUAGGGGCUUGGGAAAUCUUUAAAAAUUGUCCCAAGUGGGCGCCGGUUCCUAACGAGGUGGCAAGAGCAAAGAGGUGUAAGACAUUCGAGUCGAUAGAGCAUAGUGCCGGUGAUUCGGAUGUGCGUUACCAUAUUAAUAUUAAUGACGAACCCGAGUUUGACGAUGAAGUGACGGAGAUUCCGGAAUUGAAGCGCCCAAAUGGCAGAGACAAAGCAAAAAAGGAAGCAGCGGCCAAAAAUAAAGAGACGUCGACAAAAAAUGAAACUCCGGGUGAAACGAAUGUGGAUAAGUUGAUGAGCAAGUUCACCGAAUUUAACGAAAUACAAGCGGCGAGACUUAAGUUGAAAGAAAAAGAAAUGCAAGAAGCGGCCGAUCGUGAAGACUUUAAGCUAAUGGCAACAAACAUCGACUCGCUCCCGGAAAAAGAUAAAGAAGUGUUGCAAAAAAUGAAGGCGAAAAUUGCUCAAAAAUGGAGUCUUUAAAUUAUGUCGUUAUCAUUUUUUAUAUUUUCUAGUUUUCAUCUUUAAUUUACGUCGCAAACAUUUUUGGCAAUUUGGUCGGGUUA
Molecule: messenger RNA, 1365 nt
Organism: Helianthus annuus (common sunflower)
Lineage: Eukaryota; Viridiplantae; Streptophyta; Magnoliopsida; Asterales; Asteraceae
Product: glutathione S-transferase T3-like
Exons: 2
Coding region: 68-1282 (404 amino acids)
Source: RefSeq, a predicted model, not a curated record